Messenger RNA from Pleuronectes platessa (European plaice), 5700 nucleotides. RefSeq names its product lysine (K)-specific demethylase 4C (gene kdm4c). Gene Ontology annotation, cellular component: nucleus. Bases 162 to 5156 code for a protein of 1664 amino acids. The transcript has 22 exons. The record is from RefSeq and is a predicted model, not a curated record. Gene Ontology annotation, biological process: chromatin remodeling. Gene Ontology annotation, molecular function: histone H3K36 demethylase activity; histone H3K9 demethylase activity. Lineage: Eukaryota; Metazoa; Chordata; Actinopteri; Pleuronectiformes; Pleuronectidae.
ACAACAGCAGCACAGUCUCUGUAAAUCAAGGUAAAUGCUGUUUAUCUUCACGGCUACAACUCGGGAUUCACCGGUGAAGACUGGGUUCGGCUCUGCAGCUUAGCUGGAUCCCAGAUGAGGAGGAACCGGUGACUAUUAGGUCUAUCUGGUGAGGCGGCAGGAUGGCGGGAGCAGAGGUGUUCACCCCUGCAAACCCCACCUGCAAGAUAAUGACCUUCAGGCCCACCAUGGAGGAGUUCCGGGACUUCAAUCAGUACCUGGUUUACAUGGAGUCUCAGGGUGCACACCGCGCAGGCCUGGCUAAAGUGAUUCCUCCCAAAGGCUGGAAGCCCCGCCGUACAUAUGACGACAUCGAUGAUCUGAUGAUAGAUGCUCCCAUCCAGCAGAUGGUGGCUGGCCAGUCGGGGCUCUUCACUCAGUACAACAUCCAGAAGAAGCCUCUCAGUGUGCAGGAGUUUAGGCGGUUGGCUAACAGCGACAUGUACUGUACACCUCGCUACCUGAAUUAUGAAGAUCUUGAGAGGAAAUAUUGGAAGAAUCUCACUUUUGUUUCGCCCAUAUAUGGAGCUGAUGUCAGCGGCAGCCUCUACGAUGAGGAUGUCGAAGAGUGGAACGUCGGCCACCUGAACUCCGUCCUGGAUGUGAUCGAGGAGGACUCUGGUGUGUCCAUCCAGGGAGUUAACACUCCAUACCUGUACUUCGGCAUGUGGAAGACGACAUUCUCCUGGCACACUGAGGAUAUGGACCUGUACAGCAUCAACUACCUCCACUUUGGCGAGCCCAAGUCCUGGUAUGCCAUCCCCCCGGAGCACGGAAAGAGACUGGAGCGUCUGGCUACAGGUUUCUUUCCUAACAGCUUCAAGGGGUGUGAGGCAUUUCUUCGUCACAAGAUGACUCUAAUCUCCCCUUCCAUACUGAAGAAGUAUGGCAUUCCCUUUGAUAAGAUAACUCAGGAAGCUGGAGAGUUCAUGAUCACCUUCCCUUAUGGCUACCAUGCUGGUUUCAAUCAUGGAUUCAACUGUGCAGAGUCCACUAACUUUGCCUCUCUGCGCUGGAUAGACUACGGAAAGGUUGCCACACAGUGCACAUGUAGCAAGGAUAUGGUCAAGAUAUCUAUGGAACCCUUUGUGAAGCGCUUUCAGCCCGACAGGUAUGCCAACUGGAUGGUGGGCAAAGACUCUGCACCGCUUGAUCACACGCAUCCCACUCCGGGUACAACACCAGAGCUGCAGAGCUGGUUACAGAGGCGGCGCAAGAACAAACCUGCUAAUAAAGGCAGCCACUCUCGUAUGCGCUCCAAGCGCCUCAGAACCACGCAGGAGCCCGUUGGCCUGGAUGACAGCUCGACUCUCAGCUGCUGCAGCAGCAGCAAAAGGAAAGGCCUGGGUGGGCCGCCUGCGUCCAAAGUGCGCAAGUCUGUAGCAGGAACAAACUGCAGGGAAGAAGAGAAAGGGAAGAAAAAAGAAGCUGAGUCGAAGCACAACCAGAAUCAGAUCUCUGCUCAGCUUCCUGAUCCCUGCAGACAGAUGUGUGUGGUCAAGGUAAAUCGUGUAGAGAGCAAUAUUUUUGGAAUUUCCAACAAGGAACCAUCCCAUAACUCUCACUGCGGUCCAUUUCCCCCCCCUGCUUCACCAGUAAAGAGUGACUUAAAGGCAGAGACGGUCAAUUGUAUUGACCCUCAACACCUCUCAGGGUCAGGGGUCCCAAGCAGGACUCCUGAAGGACUCAAACAAUGUUCUGAGGCUGCACAGAUGCAUCCCAGAAUUAAUGAGCCACGGUGUUACUCUGCUGAACCACAAGACCUCUCAACUUCUCAGGACAGCUCUGUCAGGGUCCCUCCCCUGGAGGCCCACACACUCAGCUCAUCCUCCCACACUACAGGAACCUCUCCUAAGACUGACAUGAACCCAUGUCCCCCUGACUGUGGAGCUCAGACAGCGAGUUCCUCCUGUUGUGAAGACACUUUAAACCCAACACCAAACACUGACAGCAGCAUGGACACGGGUACUGAGAAUCACACCAACAACACUGCUAAAGCAGAGAAAAUAGACAAAGUUGUUGAUCCAAAACAUAUCAAUACACACUCCAGAACAGAAGCACUUUAUGAUCUCAAAGCUGAGCCAGUAGAGGGGGAUAGCUACACAUCAUGUAGCCGAGUCUCUCCUGCUGGACACAUUUGCAAUUUAGAAAAAAAGAACACUGAGGACAUUAUUUUCCCUCCUAUGCUACUGAGGAAUGCAGGAGUUAUGCCAAAACUCAGCCUUGAGCAGGCAGAUAAGACUGGAAUCUGCCCUACGCCACCUGUGCUGACCCAGGAGAUGCCCUCGCUCACCCCGGCUGACGAUGUGUUGACUCCAGCCCCAAAAUCGACUCUGUGCAGUUACCAGGCUGCACCUGUGCUUCAGCGGGAGACGCCAACUGGCGCUUUGUCCUCGCGUGGAGCCAAACAGGAAAAGAAAGAAACUGAAUUAAUGACAUCAAAAGAUUCUGUUACCGUAGAACAUGCCGACAACUGGCAUGUCGAUUCUCAGUAUAAUUGCGAAGUGGCAGCAGCAUCGCGUUUGGAGGGAAACGCGGCUCAUUUAACUGCCUAUGCUGUGCACAAACUAACAUCUGGUGGUGCCCACGAAAUGCUAAAAAUGCCAGACAUUACUGCAGAGAAGGAUCACACAAAGCUGGAAAAUCUUACUCCUUUGCAGAUUGAUGCUGCUCCAGACAGGCUAGUACAGAGUGAUGCGCCUCAAACAGAGCAGAAAUCGAACUUGUCAGAGUUAGCAAGUAAAGAUAUCUCCAAAGAUCCAUCUCAGAGAGACGGCACGUUAAGUCUGAGCAGUGCUGUCUCUCUUUUAACGGGUACAUCAAACAAUAAUCCCCCAGCACCUUCCCUUCCGUUAUGUUCUCAAAGGGACAGCCACUUGGAAUUACAACUAAACCACCACGAGACAUACUCGUCCUCACAUUGUUCCUCCCAUAACCCAUACCUGGAGCCCAAACCGUUCUCCAGCAGCAUCUGGAAAAACUUCAAUUCCCAGAGUCCUGCAGUACUCAUCCAGAGUCUGCAGUCAGAACUCCCCUCUGACUUCACCCACGACCCGCUAACCUACACCAUGUGGACUGAACCUCAGUGCAAAGAAGUCACAGACCUGGAGGACCCUGACCAAGAGUCAGAAAGCCAGGAAGAAGAAGGCGGGCCUCUCACCUGGGCCCAACUUGAGCCCACCUCUCUAGUUUCAGUGAGUGCGGUAGAGCCCCUUGGGCUUUGUGGAGAGUAUGACCUCCACUUAGGGGAAGUGGAUGGGGCCGAAGCCCUCUCCCUGUGCAGGGAGCUGGGGAGACAAAGGGGGGAAGAGGGGAGCCUACAUUCAGAUGCUGCUAUUCUACCUCUGGAGAUGGGAGGGGGAGAACAGGAUGUGGUGUCUGAUAUGGAAGAAGGGGGAUCUGAUGGCGAAGAGGCGGCCCAGCAAAAUGGUUUAAAAGAAGAGAGCAGUAGUGAUUCAUCUGAUGAGGAGGAGGAGGAGGAGGAGGAGGAAGAAGAAGAAGAAGAGGAAAAUGACACAAUUAACUAUGAGUGUGAUGAAUCAGGCCUGGAACCUGGGGAAGUUUGUUCUUACCCUGCUCUGUCAGUGAAGAGGACCACUAAGAGCUGGCGCCACCCACUCAGGAAACCGACCGCAAGGGCUGUACCCACUGCUGUCAAACAACAACAGGGCACCAGUGAUGAUGAGCCCCCUGAAUCGAGCCUGGCAGAGGAUGAUGAGGAGGAGGAGGAGGAGCAGGAAAUGGAAGCGUGGGCAAAGCCCCUCAUCUACCUGUGGCAGAGCAGGAAGAGCUGCUUCACGGCAGAGAGGGAGUACAACGCUCAUGCAGCCACCAUGCAGCCGCACUGCGCUGUGUGCACACUCUUCAUGCCAUAUUAUCAGCCUGAAGACAAAGCAGAGGAUAAAAGUCCGGCCGCUGCUACGGAAACGUCCGCAUCCUCCUCUCCAACGGAGGGCCCCAGGCAUCCCUGCAGAGGUCUGAGGAGGACCAAGCCCCUCGUCCCUGAGAUCUGCUUCUCUUUCCGGGAGCAGAACUGUCCCCCAACUCCCACCAACCCACUGCUGCAGGAGGACGGCACCUCCCCUCUGCUCUACUGCCAGGGCUGUUGCCUUCAAGUACACGCAAGCUGCUAUGGUGUCGCCGCAGAUGUCAUCAGCGAGCAGUGGUCGUGUGAUCGUUGUACAGAAGGAAGCUUGGCAGCGGAGUGCUGUCUCUGUAACCUCAGAGGUGGAGCCCUGAAGAAAACCCAAAUCGACAAAUGGGCCCAUGUGAUGUGUGCUCUAGCGCUGCCAGAGGCGAGGUUCAGCGAUGAAGCCAGGAGAUGUCCCAUUGACACCAGUAGGAUCCCUAUGCAGCGAUAUAAACUGAAAUGCAUCUAUUGUCGUAAACGCUGUGCGGGGAAGCGACAGGCAGGGGCUUGUAUCCAGUGCUCGUGUGGCCGAUGUCCCACCUCCUUUCACGUAACCUGUGCUCACGCCGCCGGUGUCACCAUGGAGCCUGAUGAUUGGCCGUAUGUUGUGUCAAUCACCUGCCAUAGACACCAGUCCCGGAGCGCAUCAGCUAAGCAGCGAGCGUGCCAGUCCUCCAUCUCACUGGGUCAGACGGUGAUCUCCAAACACAAGAACCUGCGCUACUACAGCUCCAAGGUCACACAGAUCACCUCCCAGGUGUUCUACGAGGUCAUGUUCGACGACGGCUCCUUCUCCAACGAUACCUACCCCGAGGAUAUAGUGAGCAGAGACUGUGUGAACCUGGGGCCUCCUGAAGUGGGAGAAGCUGUUCAAGUGAAGUGGCCUGAUGGGCUCUUCUAUGGCGCCAAAUACCUGGGAUCCAACGUCUCCUACAUGUACCAGGUGGAGUUUGAGGACGGAUCUCAGGUGCUGGCAAAGAGAGAAGACGUCUACACUGUAGACGAAGACCUGCCUAAAAAGGUGAAACGUAGACUUUCCACGGCCUCAAGUAUGCGAUUCCAGGACGCUUUCUUCACCACUCAGGAGGAGAGGAAACGCCAGCGGACGCCCAACUCCCGCUUCCAGAAAGACUUUGUGGCUCUGCCGGGUCUUCGCACGACUUCCAGAAGCACAUGGGAGCAGCAGCGCACCCACAAAGGGAAAUGAAGUCCUAGACGAGGAUCAAGCGAGUGCACUGAAUCGGCAGUGGAUGUAUAGGCGAGGAUGGUUGUGAGUGUAUGUGCGAGUAUGCUUGUGUGUUUUUUGGAUCUUUUGACUUCUGUGAAUAGAUGAGAUGGCACAGCGGUUGUGAGCGGCCGAUCUGGGUUAGAUGGACGUUAAAUUGUAUAAUAUACACAAGUGGUUGCAAAGGGGGGGGGGUUGACGGACUGUAGGCGGUUUCUGAUUGGACAGCUGGGCUCCUGUGAAAUGGGCUAACUGAGUACUUUGUUGCCUCGGUUACUCAGUGCUUUCACAUCUUGUCAGGGAAAAUAAAUGUGACUCAACAAUUGUCACAUCACCCUUUUUUUGAAAUAACAAAACCUUUUUUCUUUGUACAUGAAAAAUUCAAAAAGUGAGAUUUUUCUAAAUGGCUUGCCUAAGGUAGCUUUUUAGGGGUCUGUUAUUUCAAGCAUUGAUUUUGAAUAUUUAUGCACUUUGCUUGUAGUAUUUUCCUAAUGUCUUAAUGUUUUACCCCCCCCCCCCCCCCCCC